Molecule: messenger RNA, 2259 nt
Organism: Physcomitrium patens
Lineage: Eukaryota; Viridiplantae; Streptophyta; Bryopsida; Funariales; Funariaceae
Source: RefSeq, a predicted model, not a curated record
GUCGUCUAUUUGGCGAAUUGUGUUUUUUUUGGCUUGUGGGUGUGCGGCUUGUUGCAAGACAUGGUGAGUUUGUGGCUCACGGAUUCCACCAUCCACGCCCUUGAGAAUGGUCUCAGAAGAGCAACCUCGAGAAUUGUCGCCGAAGAGACGAAGCGGAUUGCGUUUCGAAGGCGAAUGAAGGUGGGUUGUGAAAAUGGGUUGUGUGGGAUUGGUGGCCAGUGGCGUGAUGCCUGCGGUGAGAGUAGCAGAAUUGUGGCCAGGACGCGAGUUCGAGCGCAGGAUGCCUGUGUCCAGUUUUCCAGUGAUGGGAAUGCGUUGCGGAGCUGCCGGGGUGAGGAGGAUGAAGAGGCGGAACGGGAUUGUAUUGAGAGGAUACGUGCGGCCAUUGGUGUUGAUGAGAGUUUUUAUGGCACGGCAUUUUGGAUAUCAGGCACUCAAACGUUGCUGGCUAUGGAAGGGAAGUGGCAACUGAAUUGGCGGAAUGACGACGGCCGGUUCUGGGAGCAGUUUGAUGGAGUGGAGAUGACUUUAGAGUGCGGGUUCGAUGGGGAGGGGCAAAAUUCUUGGGCUGUUGGUGCGGCUGGGAUACGGUCCACCUUGGAGCUGGAUGAUCGGGAGGUCUGUCUUCUGGGUGCGUGGAUUCGCACGGGGUACUGGGUGACUGAGGCAGCACGGACGCAGAUUCACGUUCGCCUGGUUCAAGGCGACGUUGCGGGUGUGGCCAUGGCAUCUUGGGGGGAGAUCACGUUAUCGGUUCAACUGAGAGAUUGCAAGGUGGUGGCAUAUGUGGUUGUUGAUGCUACAACAAUGUACCCACUGCGGGCAAGCAUGAAGGCAUUCGGAGGAUGGAACAAGUGGCAAUAUUCUGAUUGGAAACCCGUUGUGGCAGGUCAGGGAUACCUUUUUCCAUUCUCAUGCACUUAUACACAAGCUUCUGGAAAUGAGGAAGUCUACUCGGUAGUAGAGAUUUGCUCGGUAGAAAGCAUUGAUGAAGUGGUCGCCAGAGAGUCGCCUUUUUCUUCGCAUUUUUUGUCAAAUCUGUUAAUUGUCCCUCGACCACGUGGACAAAACAAUCAUCCUCACGUGGACUUCGACUCUUCUUGCCCACCUGACGUUCAAAUGUUGAGAACCGAUAGUGGUCAUUAUCUUGUACAACCGCUGGUGAAUGGCAAAACAGUGGGUUACUUCAUCGUGGACACUGGUGCUAGCGGCCUCAUCAUUUCGCCACAGAAGGCAAGGGAGUUGAAUUUAACGACAUUCGGGGAGAUCCAUAUUACUGGUGUGAAUGGAGUGGUCAAAAGUCAAUACUGUCGAGCUAACACUUUCCAGCUUGGUCCACUUCGGAUUACAAAUCCUAUGUUUUUAGAGAUACCUGUCUCAGGAAUUGUAAGAGGCGAUCCGCUCGUGGUAGGCAUGUGUGGGUUUGACAUGUUUGCGCAAUGCAUUGUUGAGAUGGCCCAUGACGAGGGCAGGCUGUCACUCUUUGAUCCUGCAUUGUACAGUAUAUCGUGCUCCAAAUCGCUACAAUGGCAUACCUUGCGAUUUUUGGAAAACAUCCCCCACGUGUCGGCUACUUUCAAUGGUCACGAUGCUUUGUUCCUGAUUGACACUGGAGCUGGGGGUGUAGACGUCAUCUUUCACAAGCGUGCUGUGGAGGAGUUUGGCUUGUUAAAAUUAGUACAAGUAGAAACUUACGCUGAACUUAUGGGUAUCAACGCUUCAGGCAAAGGCGUCGAGGUGAUACUGGGCACACUAAACCAACUGGCAGUUGCAGGAAAACCAUUUAAGCAGACAACGACAAUGCUUGCUCGGGAGAAUGUCGGAAACUUGGACACCUCCGAAUAUGUGGCUGGUCUUCUGUGUGGAGACUUGCUUACCAAGUGUCGUGUAGUAUUUAAUUAUGCUCAGCGGCAAUUGGCUAUUACAACUCAGACUUGAAGAAAUAACUUUUAUUAUUCAAAGGUGAGGAAAUAGAAUUGAAUUUGCAUCAUUUGUCCAUCUGUACCCUGAUUAACAUCAUUGUACUCGAGUGUGGUGACACUUUCCACAUAAGUCUGACUUAUUUCUAUAGCCUUGAAUAAUGGACGAAGAACAGAUUUUGAUAGCACCUGGUGACUGCUAGGAUUCCUUAAUUUUAUGCAUAUCAUCGUGCUUUGGUUUGAGAGUAAAUAACCUAUCUAUACAAGGCACACUUCUCGAAUUUGGCAGACAUAUGUGUAAGGGGAAUGAAUUUUAUAAAAGAAACUAAAAUUUUCAUUC